This is a messenger RNA of Exophiala xenobiotica, 480 nucleotides long. RefSeq lists its product as uncharacterized. The record is from RefSeq and is a predicted model, not a curated record. NCBI's taxonomy places the organism in Eukaryota, Fungi, Ascomycota, Eurotiomycetes, Chaetothyriales, Herpotrichiellaceae. The transcript has 2 exons. The coding region runs from base 1 to 480 and encodes 159 amino acids.
AUGCCCAUUCGAAUCAGAAAUAGUUUGAACGCUACCGAUCGAGCUCGGUUUCAAGUAUAUGCCGCCACUUUCGAAAGUUAUAUCGUUAAUCAGCCUCGUCACCGUGUUCAAGUCGGUGAGAGGAAUCAUGAGAGAAUGGAAGUAGUCGAGUUCGAGGAUGCAGAGAUUACCACCGCCUUUCAUCCUUCAGUCAGUGUCGAGGAUUCUGACCCAAGACCACAUGUCACCGUACGUCUGACAAACAGCGCCCUGAGGCAAAGGAACGAAUGGUAUACCCUCCACUGGCGCCCCGAAGGGCAAGGCCCUACCCUGAUUCUCCCGCGACGAAAUAAUGCAGCGUCCCUUGCGAACAAAAGACAAAGGAAGAAGGAUAAGGAUCAGAGAAGAAAAGAAAGAAGGAGGGACGACAAGAAAGACAAAGAUAAGAGAGGUGAGGGUGGCAGCGCUGCCACAACUGGCUUCUCCGGCAUGCACUCAUAG